This is a messenger RNA of Raphanus sativus (radish), 502 nucleotides long. Its product is annotated as DNA-directed RNA polymerases II, IV and V subunit 12. NCBI's taxonomy places the organism in Eukaryota, Viridiplantae, Streptophyta, Magnoliopsida, Brassicales, Brassicaceae. The transcript is spliced from 4 exons. Gene Ontology annotation, biological process: DNA-templated transcription. Gene Ontology annotation, cellular component: RNA polymerase I complex; RNA polymerase II, core complex; RNA polymerase III complex. The record is from RefSeq and is a predicted model, not a curated record. The coding region runs from base 120 to 275 and encodes 51 amino acids. Gene Ontology annotation, molecular function: DNA binding; DNA-directed RNA polymerase activity; zinc ion binding.
GAUCAAAGCAGCAGACACGCCAUGAUAUACAUCUCUCUCCCUUCACUUAUUACUCGCCUCUUAGCUCGUGUUUGUAGUUCAGCCUAAACCCUAGCUUUGUUCGACUCGAGUCGAUAGCAAUGGAUCAACAGCCCGAACCAGUUACUUACGUCUGCGGCGACUGUGGACAGGAGAACACUUUGAAGUCUGGGGAUGUGAUCCAAUGCAGAGAGUGUGGCUACCGUAUUCUCUACAAGAAGCGUACCCGUAGAGUUGUUCAAUACGAAGCUCGCUGAGAACCACAAUCCCAAAAGAUGAUUGCAAGUCUGUUAAGAUGACUCUUUCCUGCCUAUGUUUCUAAUAUAACCUUGACUAGAAAGUCUGUCGUUAUUUUUGCUAAGUGGCUUGUUUUGGUGUGGUUUGAUUACAACUGAGCGUGCCUUUGUAAUAAUCUCUUUGCCUUUUUGGUAAAAAAGAAAUGUUAGGCUAACGGAUUCACAUUAGUAGAAUCCAUUAUUGGCUA